AUGCAAACUGCGCGCAUUGAAUUAGACACAACUUUUGGUUCAGGAAAGUUAAGCAUUCCUUCACAGCGUGGUGCAAUUCCGAAACAUUCAACGCCUAAAAGACCUGAUUGGAACGACGAACGUAUUCCUUUAGAACAAUCAACUAUAUGUGACGAAUUUGAAAGAAUGUCUUCUAUUUCAAAUAAUGAACCUAAUAAACCUGACCUAUCUGAAAAGGAAUUUCUUUUAAAUUAUCUUCAAAUAGAGUUUGACAAAAAACGAUGUUCAGUGAAGGAAGGACGGAAUGACGUUUUAAACAAUGUAAAUAUUCCAGACCAAAUACCCCGUGACCUUUCAAAUAAUGGAUUAAAUAGGAAAAUACCUAAAUUUGACACGCCAAUAUUUAGACCGAUAUCUUCUGCUUCUGACACAGAUUCUUUGUCCUCAUUAACUCGCAAAAGUCUUCUUGGAAUUGAACAAGACAAAACAAUUUUAAAUUUUGGUUAUGUUUCUAUUGGGGAAUCGUUGACUUUGAAACAAAAAAUUUGGAAUUGUGACAAUGAACAAAUGAAAAUAAAAUGCUCUAUUUUGGUUGAUGAAAGUUUGGAAGAUGGAAUUUUUAAGAUAACCAACGUUUCUACACCAAUAAUACGACCUGGAGAAUGGUGUGAAAUUUGUGUUCAAUAUACACCAACAAAAGUCGAAAGAAAUGCAGGAAGGCUUUUUUCACUUUAUGGAGUUGGAGGGGGUGCUCUAUUAAGUUUAGACGCAAAUUAUAAAGCUGGCAUUGCUUUUGAAUCUACAAGUGGAAGAGUAGUUGUAGUUAGGCCGGAUGUAUUUUCUCGUUUUUGGCUAAUUUUUGAAAAUAAAGGGCAAAGGUCAGCGUUUGUCAAUUUAAUUGCAAUUGACCGUAGAGGCAAUAUUUUGUCAAAAGAAGUUGGUUUAGAUCAACAACAAAUUUCAAUUAAACCAUCACAAUUUGUACUUGACUCUUAUUCUGAAGAUGGAGAUAAACAUAAAAUGAAUGUAUUAAUUCGAGUAGAUGAAUCAUUUAAUUGGAUAGCAGAAAAUAAUGAUAAUAUUGGAAUUAAAUCAACAAAUAAUAACAACAAUAAUAAUAAAAAUACAAAACAAGAAGGGGAAGGUGAUAUUUGUGGAGGGAGAGAUUCAAUGCUUUCUUCUGCUUCGACAUCAAGUUUUCAGGAAGAUUGUGCUUUUCAAUUACUUUCGUAUUGGGGAGAAGAAGGGCAACGACUACGAAUAAAAUGUUGGGAGAAAGCAUUUAAACCUUUUUAUUUAAAUGGAUUUCGAUUUACUGGAAAAUUUGUAAACGAAAAAGAAUUUACUGCAGAACAAAAAAGAAAAGCACAACAAUGUGUAAAGGAAGAAGAUGCUAGAGAAUUUAAAGAUUUAUUGAGGAUAAUUAAAUUUAAUGUAAUAGAUGAAAGAGCUCGAAUAUAUUUCCCAACACAACCAGAUUCAAUUCAACCAGUUUUGGAAAUGUUUAGAAAUCAGAGUGUUUUAUUGAGAGAAGUAUGUCAAAAUGAAGAAAUUAGUUAUUGUAGUGCUUCAACUUCACAAAUAUUUCCUUCUUCAAAUGGAGGACGUGGAAGAAUUCCUUCAACAUCAAGUAGUGGGGGAGGAUCACCAUCACAUGAUAUACAAAAAAUGCGUAUAUUUAGUGGAAGAGACCAACAAAAUAAAAAUUUUGAUUAA
Meloidogyne enterolobii is the source of this 1695-nucleotide messenger RNA. NCBI's taxonomy places the organism in Eukaryota, Metazoa, Nematoda, Chromadorea, Rhabditida, Meloidogynidae. The record is from the annotation of a GenBank genome assembly.